This is a messenger RNA of Eruca vesicaria subsp. sativa (arugula), 867 nucleotides long. Lineage: Eukaryota; Viridiplantae; Streptophyta; Magnoliopsida; Brassicales; Brassicaceae. The record is from the annotation of a GenBank genome assembly.
AUGAGGACGAUCGUUUUGCGUUUGAUCCGUCACAAAUCGUCUAUUCCCCAGACACGGUUCGUUUCUGCAUCAUCAAGUGGAGGGAGGUAUCUCUCGACAGACUCCAACAAAAUCGAUGAGCCUUUCAAUGUGGAAGAAGCAGAGACUGUUCAUGUUCCUCCACCUCCAACUGAAAAGCUGCUUGUCCUUGGUGGAAAUGGGUUUGUGGGAUCACAUGUCUGUAAAGAAGCUUUAAAUCGUGGCUUAUCUGUCUCUAGCCUCAGCAGGUCAGGUAGGUCGUCUUUACAAGAGUCAUGGGCUACCAGAGUUACAUGGCAUCAAGGAAACCUUCUAUCAUCUGAUUUAUUGAAAGAUGCUCUUGAUGGAGUGACUUCUGUGAUCUCUUGUGUUGGUGGUUUUGGUUCAAACUCGUAUAUGUAUAAGAUUAACGGGACUGCAAACAUCAACGCGAUUAGAGCUGCAUCUGAGAAAGGUGUUAAGAGAUUUGUCUAUAUAUCUGCUGCUGAUUUCGGACCAGCCAAGUACUUGUUGAGCGGUUACUAUGAGGGAAAGCGAGCUGCUGAGACUGAGCUGCUCACAAGAUUUGCUUAUGGAGGGAUAAUCUUGAGGCCUGGUUUUAUUUAUGGAACUCGCAGCGUUGGGAACAUGAAGAUCCCAUUGGGAGUAUUUGGUUCACCCAUGGAGAUGGUUCUUCAACAAGCAAAACCGCUGAACCAGCUCCCAUUAGUCGGACCUUUGUUCACACCUCCGGUUAAUGUUGAAUCAGUUGCCAAAGUUGCGGUUAGAGCGGCGACGGAUCCAGUGUUCCCUCCAGGAAUUGUGGAUGUUCAUGGAAUACAACGUUACAGCCAACAGAAAUCAAGAUAA